AUGAGGCAGUUGGUACAUAUUAUUCAAGAGUUGAUGGGGUGUGGUGUGGAGCCUCGAGUAGAACUAGCUUUACGACGAACUCUGUUCUUUGGUUUAAUACUCCUUGGUUACCUAGUUUUUGGUGCUUUAAUCUUUUCUGCUUUACCAAAACGACAACAGACUUUGAAAUGUGAGAAAAGUGCAGCACGGUUGGAUGCGCAACGGAGUGAAAUGUUAAAUGUGUUUUGGGCAGAAACCAUGGUCCAGUCAGAACAUGAAUGGUUUUUGAUGGCUAAUCAGAAAUUGGACAUCUAUGAGCGGCUUGUGCUGAAUUCAUGUCGAAGAGUCGCCGCUUCACCAUCAAAAUCAUUCAAUAAAGCAUUCAUACAUGCUUUUACUCUGGUUACUACAAUUGGAUUCCUAGAUGAGGAAAAUUUCUCACCAAUUGGUAAAAUAGCAGCAAUGAGUUAUGGUAUUAUUGGCAUACCGCUGGCACUUUUAUACGUUGCUCAGUGCUCCAAAAUGUUUGUUGGUCUUCUUCCGGGUAACCAUAUCUUUAUAGCGGCACUUGUAGCUAUUUUUGCAACAGCCGUUGUUUUCGACAUUAUUGAGGAAUCCAACGACGAUACGCCGUUCAUCGACGCCGUCUUCCAUGUAUUUCUAAUAUUAUCAACGGUGGGAAGCUGCAAUAUCGAACCACCUGUUACACUUAUCUUUGUCGCUCUGUUCGCUGUUGGUCUAAUAUCUGUAUCUUAUGUAUUGAUCGAUCGGCAGAUCGAACAUGCUUUGCAGGGAUUCGAAUUGCUAUUUAGCAAAUAUUUUGGUAUACUUCGGCGUUGGAUGUGCAGUAAAGAUGAACUUGAGGAAAAUAAGAUAAUUGAGGAAGAAGAAGAAACCGAAUCUGAUACAUAG
Messenger RNA from Cercopithifilaria johnstoni, 891 nucleotides. The record is from the annotation of a GenBank genome assembly. Lineage: Eukaryota; Metazoa; Nematoda; Chromadorea; Rhabditida; Onchocercidae.